CCUGGAGAUCAGAGAGGAAGAGACAGACCUCUCGGCAACGCCAGCGGCAUUUAUAGCAGCGGGUUGCCUAGCAACGCUAUAGACCUACACAGUGCGUGUCAAUCGUUUUUAAGAUGGAAAAUAAAACCGUACUUUAUUUCUAUUUCUAUUUGUAUUGUAUAGUGACGUCUUAGCAUGCGGGUGGAAAUCUUCCUCCGUGCGUCAUGACGUCCAACCGGAAGCAAUGACUAAACGGUCGGGUACCUUGUGUUGGUGAAUUCAGCGGCUUCUUUUCGGAGAACUUGCAAGUCCCGAGGACUUUGGUUCAUCUUCUUGCAGUGCAUUUUGUGCUCCGGCUUUACGUUUCCCGUUUAGCUCCAUCAUGUCGGAGACGCAGCUGCUCAGACUGCGGGUCAACGAGCGACUGGCGGCAGCCGUCGAGGAAAUCUUCGGACUCGUAGAGAACACGAUAAUGGAGUAUAAGGAGGAAGCUGUCCGCUCCAAGAAAGAAAUCAUCCAGCUGAAGCAGCAGAUCGAGCAGCUGACCGUUUUAAAACCAGAAGUUCUUCUAAACAGAUCAGACACCAGUCCGGUUUCUGAAGAACUGCCUCCUUCAUUGCAGCAACGAUUCAUUAAGAGAGAAGAGAUUCUCCUUUUGGAGGAAACCGAGAUCCAGAAUCCCGCACAGAUCAAAGAGGAGGAGGUGGAGCUGUGCAUUAGUCCAGACAUGGAUGCUGACACGUCUGACGAGGAUGAAGUCAGAAAUCCUAAUUCAGACCCUAACUCUGAGCUUUUCAUGGCUCCCACGGCUGAAACGAGUAGCGUAAACGAAAGCGUAGACGAAGAAUGGAACGAAAGAGAUGGCUCAUCUUCCUCCCGCCAGGGUCGAAGCGUCGAGGUCUUUGUCGGCCUGGAACAGCCUCCGAGAGGGGACAAGUCCUGCCGUUUUUGCGGAAAACACUUCAGGAAGGACUCUUUCCUUAUCAGACAUGUAGCCAAGAGUCACAAAGGGCACAAAGCCUUUAAAUGCCUGGAGUGCAAAAAGGAGUUUGAACAAAGGUACCAUAUCAUUCAACACAUAAGAAUUCACACCGGCGAGAAGCCCUUUAGAUGCGACUACUGUGACAAGACAUUCGCUCAGAACUCCAGUCGUAUUGUACACAUGAGGGUGCAUACUGGAGAGAAGCCAUAUUUUUGUAAUAAAUGUGGCAAAAGUUUUGCCAUCAGCAGUCACUUGAGAUUUUGCAAAGGUACAGAAAAGAAAAGCAGCCGCGACUUUCGCUGCUUAACAUGCGGCCGAUAUUUUCAGAGCGACUCAAACCUGAAGGUGCACAUGGAGAUUCACGAGUCAUGGAAACGGCACAUGAGUGAGAAACUACAAGAACAGGAUGUAGAAGAGGAGAACCCUUAAAGCUGUGUGACGAAACGUUGCUAUGGGUCACCAAAUGUUAUUCUUAAAAUGUACUAUUCUGUGGUCUUUUUAUCAACUACAAUCUCUCAAGCAUGUAAAAUAACAUUGCGCCAUAUUCCUUUGUUUUGGAUGUGUGUUUACGAAGGAGCAGCAGGUCACUUUGUCCUUGUAGAAGCUGAUGUAUAGAAGCAAACUGAGCAUGACAAUAGUCACAGGACCACGUAUGUGCUUUUUAUUUUUUAGAAAACCCUGCUCCUUGUGCCUUUUUUUUAAGCAGCCAUGAAGCUGGAACACAUGUCAUCUGGUGUAGGACGUUGAAAUGAUUCACUGUAAAACUAACUUUGGGGAGGAAAUAUUCACUCAACGGUGUCUUGCUACAGAGAAAACCUCCCCAAUCAUCAGCACACUGUUCAGUGAAAUAUGAAUAAGAUGAUUAGAGGAAAACGAUGACGCUAACAAUGCAGGAACACAUGACAUAAUAUUACGAUCUCCUCACACCUCCCUGGUGAAAAACAAUCACAUGAUCAAAACUCUUCACUCCUUCAUUUCAAAGGAAAAGUACACUGUACGGUGCACUGCCAACGUUUGUCCUGGAUUUAAAAAUCAACGGCCAAACUGCCUUAGAUGAUUUCAUCAGCUGGGUGGUAAUAAACAGCAUUAGUACGGCCUGAUAACUCAAAUAACACAGUAUUUGUGAAACCAUGGUGAACAUCCAUUGUUGUUGAUUUUUGUUUUUAUUAAAACAAAAAUCAUGUUAUGUGAAAUAUGUCAUCUAAUACUUUGUCCUUUUGUGAAUAAAGAUUAUACCCAUCA
Molecule: messenger RNA, 2203 nt
Organism: Gasterosteus aculeatus aculeatus (three-spined stickleback)
Lineage: Eukaryota; Metazoa; Chordata; Actinopteri; Perciformes; Gasterosteidae
Biological process (GO): regulation of immune system process; regulation of cytokine production; negative regulation of transcription by RNA polymerase II
Cellular component (GO): nucleoplasm
Molecular function (GO): DNA-binding transcription repressor activity, RNA polymerase II-specific; RNA polymerase II cis-regulatory region sequence-specific DNA binding
Source: RefSeq, a predicted model, not a curated record